This is a messenger RNA of Anneissia japonica, 990 nucleotides long. RefSeq names its product calcineurin B homologous protein 1-like. The record is from RefSeq and is a predicted model, not a curated record. The coding region runs from base 99 to 671 and encodes 190 amino acids. The transcript has 6 exons. NCBI's taxonomy places the organism in Eukaryota, Metazoa, Echinodermata, Crinoidea, Comatulida, Comatulidae. Gene Ontology annotation, molecular function: calcium ion binding.
CGAUUGACGAAGCAAAAACGAGACAGACGAACAGAUUCAUAACAAGGAAGUAAAAGUGUAGAGUUUCUGUAGAGAAUAAAGAAAAGAAAUUAUUGAAAAUGGGGUCUAACGCUUCGACACUUCUGCAGGAUGAAGAGAUUCGAGAUAUUGAAUUAGAAACAGGCUUUUCUCACAAACAGAUAUUGAGGCUUUACAGUAGGUUCACGAGUUUAGACAAAGAUGGAAGUGGAAGGCUUGGACGACAGGAUCUCCUACGAAUUCCAGAACUUGCUGUAAAUCCGCUAGGGGACAGGAUCAUACAUGCUUUCUUUUCCGACAGUAAAGAUGGAAAUAUCAACUUCAAAAAUUUUAUGAAAACAUUGGCAAUUUUUCGACCAAUCAAGAAGAGUGAUAGUGAGGCUGCUGUCAACAGUGUUGAAAGUAAACUUAAAUUUGCAUUUAGAAUGUAUGAUCUUGACUCUGAUGACAAGAUAAGCAAAGAAGAGCUACUGGUCGUUCUUGAGAUGAUGGUGGGCAACAACAUUACUGAUGAUCAAUUAGGAUUGAUUGCCGACAGAACCAUCAAAGAAGCCGACCAAGACAACCAGGGCCACAUAACAUUUGAAAAUUUCUCAAAGGCUCUUGAAAGAAACGAUCCAGGACAGAUGAUGAGUAUAAGGUUUUUAAACUAAAGCAAGAAAUCACAAAAUGCCGUUGAACAAAAAGUAGCAGCACCUGUACUAAUCUAAAGCCGUGUCCAUACUAUCAGAUUUCAUGUGACAAAUAAAUGUGAUAUGCCCAUAUUUGGGUGUAAUAUUUUUUUAUUUAUUUAUUUAGGCACAUGCACCAAGGAUUGUCAACAAGGAACGUAUCACUGUCCUACUUGUAGGUGACAAUCCCUUUCACAAAACAAUUAUACACACACAAUGCUUUAUACACAAACUAAGUCUCAGUAUGAGGUUUAGGGAGUGGAUUUGUUUUGGUCGAGCCCAUAUGUACAGUGCCGUAUCU